AUGCGGAGCUUUCUGCUGCUGACCGCGCUACUGGGCGUCGCCGCCGUCGCUGAAGAUGGGCUGGCAGCCUGGCUGCGGUAUGCGCCCAUCCCUCAUGCGAAAUCGUACCACAAAAAUCUACCGUCAGUAAUUGUGCCAUUGAAUGCAACGGCUGGACGACCGAUAGAUACUGCAGCUUACGAGCUCGUCGAUGGCAUUAAGGGGAUAUUUGGCAAGCGAGUCACCCUCAAGAACGAGACGCGUGACGACCCAAACCUUCCCGCCGUGACGGUUGGCACUGUCGAAGCAUACGCUGAAGCUGGCGGCGAUGUGUCCAGUGUUCCGGAACUCAUCGACGACGGGUACUAUCUCAGCGUCGCGGGGCCCAGCGUCUUAAUCCUCGGCCAGAAUGAGCGCGGAGCCCUGUACGGAACCUUCCAGUAUCUCGAGCGACUGGCGCAGGGGAAGGUCUCGGAUACCUCGUUCGCAUCCAACCCGAGCGCGCCGAUACGAUGGGUAAAUCAAUGGGACAAUCUACAGGACGGCGGCACCCACGGGAGCGUGGAGAGGGGAUACGGAGGAGACUCCAUCUUCUUCUGGGAUGGCAGGGUCCGCGACGAUCUCACGCGCGCGAGCCAGUAUGCUCGUCUGCUGGCUUCGAUCGGUCUCAAUGCUGUCAUCGUCAAUAAUGUCAAUGCGAAUGAGACGAUCCUGACGCAGGAGAACAUGGAUGGCGUAGCCAGGAUAGCGGAUGCUUUCCGUCCGUACGGCAUCCAGCUCGGUCUAUCUUUGAACUUUGCGUCCCCCCAGUCACUAGGCGGCCUGGAUACAUUUGAUCCAUUUGACGAGAGAGUCAUCAGCUGGUGGGGGGAAAUCACCGAUGAGCUGUACGAGAGGAUCCCCGACAUGGCAGGCUAUCUGGUUAAGGCCAACUCCGAAGGCCAGCCGGGCCCCUUUACCUACAACCGAACGCUGGCCGAUGGAGCCAACCUCUUUGCGCGGGCAUUGCAGCCUCACGGUGGGAUCGUGCUGUUCCGCGCGUUUGUCUACGACCACGAGAAUCUCAACGAGACGCUCGACUGGAAGGCUGACCGCGCAAACGCGGCAGUGGAGUUCUUUGACGGGUUGGAUCCCCAAUUCGAGGACAACGUCGUGAUUCAGAUCAAGAAUGGGCCGAUCGAUUUUCAGGUCCGCGAACCUGUCUCGCCCCUAUUCGCCCAUCUAUCGCAGACGGCCAGUGCAGUAGAGCUACAGGUCACCCAAGAGUAUCUCGGACAGCAAUGCCAUCUGGUCUAUCUUGCACCUAUGUGGAAAGAAGUUCUCGAUUUUGACCUCCGCGUUGACGGCAAAGACUCGGUUGUCAGUGAUAUCGUCAGCGGCAGGCGGUUCAACAAUACUCUCGGUGGCUACGCGGGAGUGGUUAAUGUUGGCCUCAACACGACUUGGCUAGGAAGUCACUUGGCCAUGUCAAACCUCUACGCUUACGGCCGGCUCGCCUGGGACCCGUCGGCCGACUCGGUGGAGCUGUUACAGGAGUGGAUCAAGAUGACAUUCAGUCACGAUCAAGAGGUCGUCGACGUGAUCACGAAGAUGUCGAUGGAGUCUUGGCCCGCGUACGAGAACUACUCUGGAAACCUCGGGAUCCAGACGCUGACUGACAUUCUGCUUGGCCAUUACGGCCCCAACCCAGCAUCUCAGGACGGCAACCCCUGGGGCCAGUGGACCCGCGCGGACGCCGACAGCAUCGGGAUGGACCGCACCGUCUGGAACGGCACCGGCAAUGCGGGUCAGUACCCGGAGGAGGUAUAUCAGAUGUACGAAAAUAUCGACACCACCCCCGACAACCUGCUGCUGUGGUUCCACCACGUGCCAUACACCCAGCGCCUCAAGAGCGGCAAGACGGUGAUCCAGCACUUCUACGACGCGCACUACCGCGGCAGCGCGACUGCCCAGACAUUUGUCUCGCUGUGGAAGACUAUUAAGGGCAAGAUCGACAAGGAGCGCUAUGAGCAUGUGCUCUUCCGGCUAGUUUAUCAAGCAGGCCACGCGCUGGUUUGGCGCGAUUCCAUCACGAACUUCUACUACAACAAGUCUGGGAUUCCCGAUGAAGCCGGCCGGGUCGGCAACCAUCCCUAUCGCAUCGAGGCUGAAGACAUGGAGCUGGACGGGUACGAGCCGUACCUGGUCAGCCCGUUUGAGGCAGCAAGCGGCUCCCACUGCAUCGUCACCUCAAACAAUUCGACGGAAGGCCGGGCCUCGACGCCGCUGAAGGUCAAAAAUGGCAAGUACGACAUCGCGGUCAACUAUUUUGACCAGGCAAUUGGUAACUCAACCUGGAGGCUGUUCCUUGAUGACGAUCUUGUUGGGGAGUGGAAGGGCGACUUGGAAUAUAUUUUAGGGCGCGCACCGUCUCCUUACAUUGAUGGGCAGACGGCCGCGCGGAUUACGUUCAAGCACGUCCAUAUUAAGUCGCGCUCCACACUGAGCAUUGUAGGCAUCCCGGAUGGAAUGGAGCCUGCGCCAAUUGACUACGUCUCGAUUCUGCCAGAGGGUGUUAUUGACUAA
Molecule: messenger RNA, 2544 nt
Organism: Aspergillus nidulans FGSC A4
Lineage: Eukaryota; Fungi; Ascomycota; Eurotiomycetes; Eurotiales; Aspergillaceae
Gene: aguA
Product: alpha-glucuronidase aguA
Exons: 1
Coding region: 1-2544 (847 amino acids)
Biological process (GO): xylan catabolic process
Cellular component (GO): extracellular region
Molecular function (GO): alpha-glucuronidase activity
Source: RefSeq, a predicted model, not a curated record